AUGGUGUAUAUCGUAGCGGCAGAGGUCCGUACGGACUACAAGAUUGGGAAAUACUGUGCCCUAUGGAUUGGAAUCCUAGUGAUGACCCAACUCAUGGCACCGGUCGCCGUGGCUCAGAUCUUAUUGGGUGACACCAUCCGUAAGGCCUUCAAUAUACCGCUGAACAAGCCGUCAACCGCUUCGAUCGACACUACAUUCAAACCAAAUGAUAUGACAACCCCGGCCACCACCACAAACACCUCCCUUUACCCCACCCUCAUGGCCUCAACCCCAGCCUCACAAGCAUUUGAUUGGUCCACGUUUUGGCUCAUACUUUCGGUUUUUGUGGGGAUAGGACUGUUGGCCCUCUUGUUGGCCGUCACCUGUGAAGUGCGCGCAGGAAAACCACUGUCCGUCCAAUUGGUAUUGCAGACAAUGUUUUGUGGGUUCAAAUUCAACUUCACUCGACCCGAUAGUAAGGCUAAAAGUGACGGGUCGGCCGACAAAGAGGGUCAGCCCAUCGCCGGCAACGACGCGGUAGACGACAACCAACCAGACGUGGCCAACGCGGGCAGCAAUCAAAUGCACGCCAAUGCCAGUAAUCAAUCGGCUCAGGGACAGGGACAGGCCAUUCAUCUCAAAAUCUUUAACAACGUUAACGGUACUAAUCAGUAA
Molecule: messenger RNA, 654 nt
Organism: Oppiella nova
Lineage: Eukaryota; Metazoa; Arthropoda; Arachnida; Sarcoptiformes; Oppiidae
Source: the annotation of a GenBank genome assembly